Molecule: messenger RNA, 705 nt
Organism: Phytophthora sojae
Lineage: Eukaryota; Oomycota; Peronosporomycetes; Peronosporales; Peronosporaceae
Exons: 7
Molecular function (GO): protein binding
Source: RefSeq, a predicted model, not a curated record
GCGACGAUGGAUGACCAACAAGCCCAGGAAGGAGUGAUUCGCUCGCACAUCGACUUGGCAGAAGCCGCUGCUAAUGGGUCCCGGGCUAUGGUGGAGUUCUUGUUAGAUAGUGGAGUUCACAUUGACACACCGGGAAAAGAUGGAACGACGCCACUGUGCGCUGCGGCACUGUGGGGAAACGACACGAUGGUUACGUACUUGCUCGAUAAAGGCGCUGAUGUCGGAGCUAGGAACGAAGGAACAGGUUGGACACCGCUGCAUGCGGCUGCGUUUCAAGAGCACGGCAAAGUCGUGCACAUCUUGCUGGGCAAUCAAGCCGACCCCAAGAUGGUCGACGCGGAAGGACGAAGAGCGGUGGACUACGCCAGCAUCUCCGAGGCCAUUUGGCCUUUCUUUUCAGCCCGAGGCUGCAGCAAGAGCUUGAAGGCAGAUCUGGUCGCCAAAGGAAUCAUCCGCAAAAUCGCCGACCAGCCCGAACAGUCCCAGCCGAACGACAAAUACGCCGACAGUAUCUCGUCCUUCUCGCGCCCAGGAUCCGCCUACACUCGAGCGCAACUGUACCCCCCGCUAGGCCGCCGACCGAGCCCCGCCGUCAAGUCUCGCGACGGCCGCAUACUCACGGGACCCAUCGACCCCCUAGGCGACAUGCCGGCCGAGCCCGAGUCGAACCAGCGGCGUCCGUCCCUGAAGCGAAUGGGCAUCUAA